ACUAAUUUAUUGAGCUGAAUUUGACUGCUCUAGAAUUGCAUGAUCGUCGUAUUCGUUUGCAUGUUCAGUUUGCUUCAAAAGGGGCACAGAUUUCAUCACACGGUGUCGUUUCUCUCUGGCCUCAUCGAUCAGUGUCCUUCGUUAAAAAGCCCCUCAAAUUCUUUGAAAUUAAUUCAUGCGCAGUUGGUAAAAUUCGGCUUGAAUUCAAAUAUAUAUUUGGGCAAUCGAUGUAUCGAUCUUUAUUUCAAGUCGGGAUCAACGAAAGAUGCUCUGAAGCUGUUUGAAGAUAUUCCCAGCAAAAAUAUCGUUUCUUGGAACUUAUACUUGAAAAUCUUGGUGAAAUGUUUCGACAUGGCGAGUGCGCGUAAAGUGUUCGACGAAAUGCCUGAACGAGAUGCUGUGAGUUGGAACACGGUGAUAUCUGGGUAUAUUUCGAGUGGGUUAUUUGAAAGUGCGUGGGAGGUUUUUUUGGAAAUGAGGGAUCGUGGGGUUAGGCCGAGUGAGUUCACUUUUUCUAUGAUGUUGUGUUGUGUGAAAUGUAGAGAGCAUGCCAAGGAGAUUCAUGGCCGCAUUGUGAGAAAUGGUGGGUUUAAUUCCAGCUUGGUGGUGGGGAAUUCCUUGAUUGAUAUGUAUGGGAAGCUCGGCCUCGUUGAAUAUUCUCUUGCUGUGUUUUCGAGUAUGGAGAAAGUGGAUGUGAUUUCUUGGAAUUCUGUUAUUUCUGGUUGCUGUAAAUCUGGUUAUGAGCAUUUUGCUUUGCAUCAGUUCUAUGUGAUGGGAAGUAAUGGUUUCAAAGUGGAUGAAUAUUCGGUUUCAUCUGUGCUUACUGCUUGUUCCAACUUGAGGAAUUUGGAGAAGGGUAAGCAAGUCUUUUGCUUUUCUAUGAAGAUGGGAUUUCUUGGGAAUACAGUUGUUUCUAGUGCAGCUAUUGAUCUAUUCUCCAAAUGCAACAGACUGGAAAGUGCGUUGCGUGUUUUUAAGGAAUCGUUUGCACUUGAUUCACCUCUCUGCAAUGCAAUGAUCGCGUGCUAUGCUAGCCACGAUUUGGAGGAGAAUGCUUUGGAGCUUUUUGUUUGUUCUUUGAGGGAGAAUAUUAGGCCGACAGAGUUCACUCUCAGCUCGGUUCUUCACUCCGCUUCUGUGUUUGUUCCGGUGGAGCAAGGUAGUCAGCUUCAUUCUUUGGUGAUCAAAACGGGGUUUGAAGUGGAUGCAGUUGUGACGAGUUCACUCGUGCAAAUGUAUAAUAAAUACGGGUUGGUCGAGUUUGCCUUGGAAAUUUUCUCGAAUAUGGUUUCUAGAGAUUUGGUAGCAUGGAAUACGAUGAUACUAGGAUUGACUGAUAACGGAAAGCUACUUGAAGCCGUUGAUCUUUUCAAGAAACUAUUUGAAAGUGGCUUACAUCCUGACCAGAUUACAUUUUCUGGAGUUCUUUUAGCUUGCAGUUAUGGUGGCUUGCUUGAGGAAGGCAUGGCGAUCUUCUCAUCCAUGGAGCAGCAGCAUGGAGUAGCUCCGAUAAAUGAGCAUUACACCUCUGUUGCAGAUAUGAUGAUUAGAGCUGGCAUGAUUAAUGAAGUGAUUGAUUUCUUUCAGGCGUUGCAAUGUGAACCUCAUGCUCGUACAUGGGAAUCCCUACUCCAUGCUUGUGGGGAUUAUGAGAAUCUAGAUCUUGUAGAAACCAUUGCAGACAGGUUGAUGGAAUUGGAACCUCACUCGUCUCUUGCUUACUUGAUUUAUCUGGCUAACACUUAUGAACAGAGAGGUAGAUGGGAAAGCCUUGUUCGAGUGAGGAGGAAGAUGGAAAAGGCGACCAGAAAGGAAGUAGUUGACAUCAGUUGGAUUGGUAUAAAAGGCCAUACAUUUUCUUUUGAGGCAAACCCAACGACUCAUUGUGGUGGGGAGAAUGUUUGCUCCAUUUUGGGAUUUGUAAAGCAGGAUAUGGCGACUGAAUAUGAUGAUGUUUGUAUCAACUGAUGAGAAACCGCGUUUCAGAGGAAUGGUCGGUCAGUUGCAUGGAAAGCAGAGACCGUACCCUGCUAUUUUGAUUCCGCAUCUACCUUGUCAAUAUCAUCAGUAUCCUCUGAUGAUUCCCACCAAUCAUCGGUGAAUGAAGCUGAUUGCAGGCAGACAACUUGUAGCAUUCUGGCUGGAUUCAUCAAAAGGAUUUCAAAGAACCGGUUUGCUUGCCUGCGCGAAGAGAAGGAAACCGAGCUUGGCCGAACUAAUAUGAAUCAGAUUGAGCCCAGGUUGCGUUUGUUGAGCUUAUCUCUCAAAAUUCAAUGUUCUGGAGCAGGGUGGAAACGUUAUUCGAGUUGACAGAUAAAUUUGAGAACCCUUCUGAUGUCUAUGUUUAUCAGCCAGCUGAUCUCCACGAGCAAUGGAGAUCACUCAGAGCCGUCAGCUGGAUCUCCACGCACAUAUACAUACAUUUCGUUCGUGUGCAAAGACAGAUAGGAUUUCCACAGAGAUGAGGAGAGAGUACCAAGUAUUCCAACAAGAUAUUUACUUAUCUAUUUUCUUUUUUUUUUUCUUUGCUGAAUUGUUGUAGCUUAUAUUGUGAGCUAUUUGUUGAACUUAAUUUACUCCAAGUAAAAAUAUAGUUCAAUGAUAACUUUUAGCAAGUUUAUGCUAAAAUUUGUUCCUUUCCUUGCAAUGUACAAUCAUUUGUCUUAGUCAUGAAAAGCUCUCCAUCCCUUCAUCA
Molecule: messenger RNA, 2695 nt
Organism: Salvia miltiorrhiza (redroot sage)
Lineage: Eukaryota; Viridiplantae; Streptophyta; Magnoliopsida; Lamiales; Lamiaceae
Product: pentatricopeptide repeat-containing protein At1g43980, mitochondrial
Exons: 2
Coding region: 40-1968 (642 amino acids)
Biological process (GO): RNA modification
Molecular function (GO): protein binding; RNA binding
Source: RefSeq, a predicted model, not a curated record